Cyprinus carpio (common carp) is the source of this 2286-nucleotide messenger RNA. RefSeq names its product transcription factor p65-like. Gene Ontology annotation, molecular function: DNA-binding transcription factor activity, RNA polymerase II-specific; RNA polymerase II cis-regulatory region sequence-specific DNA binding. Lineage: Eukaryota; Metazoa; Chordata; Actinopteri; Cypriniformes; Cyprinidae. Gene Ontology annotation, cellular component: cytoplasm. Gene Ontology annotation, biological process: innate immune response; inflammatory response; canonical NF-kappaB signal transduction. The transcript has 11 exons. The record is from RefSeq and is a predicted model, not a curated record.
AGAGAGGAGCUGGAUUGAGUCGCGAUAUGGACGGACUGUUUCACCAGUGGGGACCGUCCCCGGUGUCCCAAGGCCAUCCGUACGUGGAGAUAAUCGAGCAGCCGAAAGCACGAGGGAUGCGUUUCCGCUAUAAGUGUGAGGGUCGAUCCGCCGGCAGCAUCCCCGGAGAGAAGAGCAACGACACCACAAAGACACACCCCGCCAUCAAGGUGUGCUCCUACACGAGGCCGCUGAGAGUGCGGAUCUCCUUGGUAACCAAGAACCAGCCGUACAAGCCACACCCACACGAGCUGGUGGGCAAAGACUGCAAACACGGAUAUUAUGAAGCAGACCUACAGGAGCGGAGGAUACACAGUUUCCAGAAUCUGGGUAUUCAGUGUGUGAAGAAGAAGGAUGUGGGAGACGCAGUUUCCUGUCGCCUGCAAACACAGAACAACCCCUUUAAUAUUCCUGAUGCCAAGAUCUGGGAGGACGAGUACGACCUGAACGCGGUGCGCCUGUGUUUCCAGGUGUCCAUCACGCUGCCCAGCGGAGAGCUGUUUCCUCUGGAGCCCGUCGUGUCUCAGCCCAUCUAUGACAACCGCGCUCCCAACACAGCUGAGCUCAAGAUCUGCCGCGUCAACCGGAACUCCGGCAGCUGCCGAGGAGGAGACGAGAUCUUCCUGCUGUGUGAUAAAGUGCAGAAAGAGGACAUCGAGGUGCGUUUCUUCCAGGACUCGUGGGAGAGCAAGGGCUCGUUCUCUCAGGCUGACGUUCACCGGCAGGUGGCUAUCGUCUUCCGCACGCCUCCGUACCGCGACCCUAACCUGACGGAGCCGGUGCGUGUGAAGAUGCAGCUGCGCAGGCCGUCCGACCGCGAGGUCAGCGAGCCCAUGGACUUCCAGUACCUGCCGGCGGACCCGGAUGAGCACCGGCUGAUGGAGAAGCGCAAGAGAACCGAAGGCAUGCUGCAGAACCUCAAACUGAGCAGCAUCAUCACAGGUGUGUGUGUGUGUGUGUGUGUGUCUCAUCAUCACAGGCCGUUUGGUGUUUAUUAUAGAUAACUGGGCAUCUCUAAACCCACAGCGGCCAGCAGCCUCCCAGCAGUGGCGUCUGCAGGAGCAGCGGUGAAGCCGCAGACGUCCUCGUUCUUCGCUCCGGCUGCGGGUCCGGCUCCGGGUCAGUUGUUCGCUGCGUCCGCUCCGAGCUCGUCCAGCUCCACCAGUGACACCUGGAAGUUCCUCCAGAGUCUGACGGUGGACGCUCAACCCAAAGCAGCGGCGAGCGCCUUCUCGAGUCAGAGCACAGCUGCGGCCGGCCUCACGCAGGACUUCCCCACCGUCAACCUGUCCGACCUGCACGACUUCACGCUCAACAACUUCAUCUCACACGACCAGAUGAGCGCGCCGCCCCCCGCGGAGCCCGUGCAGAGCGCCGCCGCACCGGACUCGUUCAGCGCCGGGCCGUUCAGAGUCGAGGGCGACGACGAGAUCCCAGAGUUCCCCAGCUUCUCAGAAGUGCAGAGCUCCGACGUCGACAACAUCAACAUCGAGGAUUUCCAAGCCCUGCUGGUUCAGAGCGGUCUUCCCGGAGAAGCGGGGCUGGCGAUGGGGAAGCCGGAGCCGGAGCACACGGGGAACUCCACCUGGAUGUCCUUCCCGCCCAGCAUCGCCAGCCUCAUCCAGAACGAGAGCAUGAUGGAGAGCGCGGCUCCCCCGGCUCCCGCUGCCACCGGCGUCCUCGACGACCUGGACAUGCUGACCUCCAUCGAGGACGAACGCUUCAUGACCAUGUUCACCAGCAGCAGCCAGGUCAGCUUCCUGUCCGGACACCCCACCUAAACCCACGGCUGAGGAGCCACCACGCUUCUGAAGAAGCUGCUCAAACCCCGCUCUGUUUCAAGCCCCACACACACAUAUUAACGAGACUGAUUCAGACUUUGAUGGCUUCAGCGGUGGUGGUUUUCAUCAGUUGUGUAUCUCCUGUACAGUGUUUAUCUUGUUACAUCUCUCACCUUGUGCUCUAGAAGCAGGUUCACCAGCUAAACCAGAUUUCCCUGAAAACACACACACACACACACACAGUGCCUUAUUGAGCGGCUCGGCCAAUCACUGCGCAGACCCCACAGCCUCCUCGACCAAUGACUGCUGAGAACACUGACCUCCAGCGCUUACAGAGAACCAAGGGCCCAGUGAUUUCAGAAAUAUAUCACACAUGUUGUACAGUAGAGUGUACGUCUCCAUAAUAAUACAGUUUAACACACGUAAAGGAAUAUUGCACCAUUUUUUCAUUAUUAUAUAUAUAUAU